Sorex araneus (European shrew) is the source of this 2985-nucleotide messenger RNA. RefSeq names its product PDZ domain containing ring finger 3 (gene PDZRN3). Gene Ontology annotation, molecular function: ubiquitin protein ligase activity; protein binding. The coding region runs from base 121 to 2094 and encodes 657 amino acids. Gene Ontology annotation, biological process: neuromuscular junction development; protein ubiquitination. Lineage: Eukaryota; Metazoa; Chordata; Mammalia; Eulipotyphla; Soricidae. The record is from RefSeq and is a predicted model, not a curated record. Gene Ontology annotation, cellular component: neuromuscular junction. The transcript is spliced from 8 exons.
GGCAGAGUCAGCCGGCGCCUCGCGAGCACGGCGGGCACCCGGGACGCUUCAUGCCUGCCUGCCCCGGGCUGCCUCCCGCAGGUGCUGGCGCGUCCCCGGCCGCCCCCUGAGGCGCCCGCCAUGGGCUGCAGCCUGUGCAGCCUGCGGAAGCCGGAGGAGCAGUACCGGCUGCUGUACGAAGUUUGCCAGGUGAACGGCAAGGACCUGUCCAGAGCCACUCAUGACCAGGCUGUAGAGGCCUUCAAGACGGCCCAGGAGCCGAUCGUGGUGCAGGUGCUGAGGAGAACCCCCCGCACCAGGAUGUUCCCGCCCGCAGAGCACCAGCUGGUGGACGCGGGCACGCAGACAGACAUCACUUUCCAGCACAGCCUGGCCUUCUGCAAGGUGCCCGGCCUGGACCCCUACCUCCUGCCAGACGAGCACCCCUCGGCGCAUGAGUACUAUGACCCUAGCGACUACCUCGGGGGCCUCCAGCAGGAGCUGGACAGGGAGGAGCUGGAGCUGGAGGAGGUGGACCUGUACCGAGCCAGCAGCCAGGACAAGCUGGGCCUCACCGUGUGCUACCGGACGGAUGAGGAAGAUGACCUGGGGAUCUACAUCAGCGAGAUCGACCCCAACAGCAUUGCCGCCAAGGACGGGCGCAUCCGAGAAGGAGACCGGAUCAUCCAGAUUAACGGGAUUGAGGUACAAAAUCGUGAAGAGGCUGUGGCUCUCCUCACCAGUGAGGAGAACAAGAACUUCUCCCUGCUGAUCGCCAGACCUGAGCUGCAGCUGGACGAGGGCUGGCUGGACGAGGACAGGAACGACUUCCUGGAUGACCUGCACCUGGACAUGCUAGAGGAGCAGCACCAGCAGGCCAUGCAGUUCACGGCCAGCCUGUUCCAGCAGAAGAAGCACGAGGAAGACGGGGGCACCACCGACACGGCCACCAUCCUCUCCACCCAGCACGAGAAGGACAGCGGCGUGGGGCGCACAGACGAGAGCACGCGCAACGACGAGAGCUCGGAACCCGAGAACCACGGGGACGAGGCGCCCUCCGCCUCCAAGCUGACGUGCAGCCAGGACACGCUGGGCAGCGGCGACCUGCCCCUGAGCACCGAGUCCUUCGCCUCGGCCGACGGCGCGGAGCCGGACGAGCUGGGCAUCCCCGCGGCCGAGUGCGAGCACUUCCGCCAGCUGCUGGAGCUCAAGUGCGGCCGGCUGCGGCCCGGCAGCCCGGCCGGGGGCCCCGCGGACGCGGACGCGGGCCGGAGCGAGCCCGAGAGCGUGGACCGCGAGCUGGAGCUGCUCAACGCCGAGCUGCGCAGCAUCGAGCUGGAGUGCCUGAGCAUCGUGCGCGCGCACCGGGCGCUGCAGCGCGAGCCGCUGGCCGACAUCUCCGAGCUGCCCGAGAAGGCCGACAAGGACGGCUCGAGCGCCUACCACACGGGCGACAGCUGCCGCGGCAGCCCGGCCGCGCCCGACGCCGCCCCCGAGGACCCCGUGCCAGCCCCCGCGCGCGCGCGCAGCCCCACGCCGCGCUCGCCCUACCGGCACGCGCACAUCCCGGCCCACGCGCAGCACUACCAGAGCUACAUGCAGCUGGUGCAGCAGAAGUCGGCCGUGGAGUACGCACACAGCCAGCUGAGCCUGGCCGCGGGGCCCGCCGAGCCGCGCCUCGAGUGGAAGGUGAAGGUGCGCAGCGACGGCUCGCGCUACAUCACCAAGCGGCCUGUGCGCGACCGGCUGCUGCGCGAGCGCGCGCUGCGCAUCCGCGAGGAGCGCAGCGGCCUGACCACGGACGACGACGCGGCCAGCGAGCUCAAGCUGGGCCGCUACUGGAGCAAGGAGGAGCGCAAGCAGCACGUGGCGCGCGCGCGCGAGCAGCGGCGCCGGCGCGAGCUGCUGCAGCAGAGCCGCCUGCACUGCCCGCGCGAGCAGGACGAGCGCCGCGAGAGCAGCAUCCUGGAGCUGAGCCACAAGAAGAUGAUGAAGCGGAGGAACAAGAGGAUCUUCGACAACUGGAUGACCAUCCAGGAGCUGCUGACGCACGGCACCAGGUCCCCUGACGGCUCCCGCGUGCACGGCGCCUUCCUGUCGGUGACCACCGUGUGACCGCGCCGCGCGUGCGGCGCGCGCCGGGUGGGUGGCCGGCGCGCGGACAGGAGACGGCUGCGCCCUGGCGUUGGGAGCGGCCGCGGCCGUGGGCGGGCACGCACGGGUGCACGCGUGCCUCCGUGUUCGAGCAUGCGUCUGUGUGCGAGUGCCGGGCCUGGCCGGGUGGCGGCCACGCGGCCCUUUUCAAAUAGCAAUUGUACUUUUUUACUUGUUCCUUUUUACAUAAAGUGUUUAAAUUUCAACAAGAUCUUUUAUUAAGCAUAAUUCCACAGAAUAGUUGGUUUAAAGUAUAUUCAUAUAAAAAAAACUUAAACACGCUUUUUUUUUUUGCCGAAACUCAAAUAUAACUGCCAGUAUGUAUUUUUAAUGGAACCUAUUUUAUAAUGUUACUUGGCUUGAUGUGUUUUUAUGAGUGACCAUUAAUAUUUUAGGUCAGCGCUUCCAACCCCAAACCACCAAGCAAGUGUAGCUCACCGUGUGAUACACAUAAGCAAACCAGCAGUGUUUAGAGUUGGAAUGCAUACAACAUAUUUUCCCACUUAAAAUUCCUGAAGGAAAGGGUAGAGGUUUUGACAGAAAGCAGAAUUUGGUGCAGCUUUGUGGAUGUGUCACGCAUGUUUACAAAUCCUGCCUCUCCAGGGGAGAGUCUGCAUGCCCAGGUACAGCUGCUGAUGGAGACGGUUGGGGGAUGUAAAGACUGAGCAUAGUGAACUUGUUUGUAGAUUGGAGGGUUAGAUUCACCGGGAAGUUCACAACAUCAUGAUUGCUUAGAAACAUUAAGUAAAAUGGCAUUAAAAUAAAUUAUUAUUAUUUUCUAUUUGAUAUGUUUUAAAGUGACUCCUCAUUUUGCAGUGGUGCCUAUAAAAUAAAAGCCUUUUGCAGUGUUGA